Messenger RNA from Theileria equi strain WA, 633 nucleotides. RefSeq lists its product as hypothetical. The coding region runs from base 1 to 633 and encodes 210 amino acids. The record is from RefSeq and is a predicted model, not a curated record. The transcript has a single exon. NCBI's taxonomy places the organism in Eukaryota, Apicomplexa, Aconoidasida, Piroplasmida, Theileriidae.
AUGGUGAGGCCAGAGGAAAGUAUUCGAAAGGUUGUCAAGGAAAAUACAAACAUAUGGACGGGUUUUAUUGAUCAUUCAAGAUCAGGUGGAGAUAGACCAACUGUACCAUAUAUAGAAAAGCGUUUUUACUGUGUAACCUUCCUAAAGAACGGUGAGCCAAAAGCUAUUCUAGUUAAGGUAGAUGACGCUCAUGGAUCAUACAAAGAUAAAACUGGAUGUCGUGGUAAACCGGGUUGGAGUAAUACAAGUACUUAUAACUAUACGAAAAAGCUUGAAACCUUGAAAAUAAAUACAGAUCCUCCAAAAAAGUUUACUUUGGAUAUCUCUUCUCUCAAGGAAGAUGAAAGGUUUAAGCUUGUAAAGGAAGAGAAGAAUGGUGUCACUACCCACUUCUUUGCCACCAAGCAAGGCCAUUCUAUCGAGAAUAUUAUGGACGGAGAAACUAAAAUAUGUGAAUUAAAUGAGAGUUUCGGAUCUUUCCUCUGCGAGGUUCAUUCUAAAGGUGACCAUAAACUUGUGAGAGUACAUGCAGAACAGAGAUAUAUCAUUACAUUUGGCUGGUAUGAAAAGUCUAGUGGUACGUGGACUGCCAUAAAAGAGAAGGAAUUCUUCAAGAAACUUGAUGAGCUGUGA